UGGAGAACAUGGUUUGGUUCUCAUAAGAGUGGACCACCCACAGAUCGGGACUGGGCGACCCGCCGAUGAACUCGGUCCGGGAACUCGGUCCGAGCUGCAUAUGGAGCGCCCGGACCGGCCCGGCUUUAUCCAGUAUACUAAAACCCUAAAUCCUCCCUAAAUCCUCCGAUAUCCUCUGCGAAUCCGGAGGUGAUUUGCCCCCGGAUUCCAAAACCUAGAUCUCGUCAGCGAGCCUUCGUUCCUUGUUGCUCUCAAAUUCUCUGGCAGAUCACAGAAUUCCGCGGAAAAAUCUAGACGUAGCUAUUGAGACUUGAGAGGGAUCGCCCUGUUCACUUGGAGGCGGGAUACGAAGAAGCAGACGCUGUUUUGGGGGAAAAGAUACCAGGAUGGCAAGGAGGAAAAUUUUGGCCAUUUGCCAGUCAGGUGGAGAGUUUGUCACACAUAGUGAUGGAUCCAUGUCUUAUUCUGGUGGAGAAGCUCAUGCAAUUGAUAUUGAUCACGAAAUGACACUGCAUGAUCUGAAGUCUGAGAUUUCGGUGAUGUUCAACUGUGAUGCUGAUUCCUUUUCAAUCAAAUACUUCCUUCCAAACAACAAGCGAACUCUCAUCACAGUAUCUAAUGACAAAGACCUAAAGCGCAUGGUUGAUUUCCAUGCAGAUUCAGACACAACAGAUGUUUAUGUCUUGAAGAAGGUUGAGAACAGGAUAAUUAGGAGCGUUGUAGCUGACUCAGGUACCCCUAUUGAUGCUACAACUGCCAUAGAAGCUACUCAUGAGGAUGCCAAGCGGCAAAGAUUGUGCGCAAAUUGGGAUGGUGUGAUCACUGGUGUGGGGCAAAAAUUUGAUAGUCCAAGGGCCUUCCGUGAUGCACUGCAUAAAUAUGCUAUUGCAAACAGUUUUAUGUAUAGAUUUAUAAAAAAUGAUGGAUGUCGCGUAACUGCUGAAUGUGCUGCUGAGAAUUGCCCGUGGCGGGUACAUGCAUCUAGGUCGUCAGGUAAGCAAGAGCUUACAAUUAAGAAAAUGAAUGACACUCAUACAUGUGGAAAGGAAAUGAGUAAAGAAAGUCAUCGUCUAGCAUCUCAACGAUGGGUUGCUAGUGUCAUAAAGGACAAGUUGCGAGAUACUCCAAACUACAAGCCACGGGACAUUGCCGAUGAUCUGCAACGUGAAUAUGGACUAAGUUUGAACUAUGCACAAGCAUGGCGUGGGAAAUUUGUUGCCAAGAAAGAGCUUCACAAUUCACAUGAAGAGGCUUGUAAUCAGUUGCCCUGGUUCUGUGAAAGGAUUAUAGAAACCAACCCAGGCAGUGUGGCUACAUUACUAACAUCUGAUGAUUCAAACUUCCGUCUUUUUAUUGCUUUUCAUGCCUGUCUUAGUGGUUUUGAGCAUGGUUGCCGGCCCUUGAUUUUCCUGGAUGGAAUAUCUAUGAAAGCAAAUAAGCAAUGGAAGUUAUUGGCUGCAACUGCAGUUGAUGGAGUGAACGAUAUUUUUCCAGUUGCCUUUUCUGUAGUGGAGAAGGAGACUAGUGAAAACUGGCGUUGGUUUUUGGAGCAGUUGAAGUCCGCUUUGACAGUGUCGCGCAACUUAACAUUCGUAUCAAAUGGACAGAAUGGUUUGGAGGAGGAAAUCCCUCUAGUGUUUGAGGAUAGUUAUCAUGGUUAUUCUGUGCAUCACCUCAUUGAGGACUUUAAGAAAGAAUUGGACGACUCAUGGACACAGGAAAUAAAAGAUGCGACGGUUAAUCAUCUCAAACAAGCUGUAUAUGCUUGCAAAGCUGAUGUGUUUGAUGAAUGCAUUGAAAGCAUCAAAAUUGAAUCUAAAGAACUUGCUGAAUGGGUUUUAGAUACAAAACCUGAAAGGUGGUCUGAUGCCUUCUUCAAGGGCUUGAGAUAUGGCUGCUGCUACUCCAGUGCUGUGGAAACAUUUAAUGGCUGGGUAUCAGCAAGACAUGAGCUAUCAGUGGUCCAGAUGGUUGAUAUGAUCAGGUGUAAGAUGAUGGAGAUGAUGUAUACUCGUAGAGAGUCUUCUAGCACUUGGACCGAGACACUCACACCAUCCAUGAAUCAGAGAGUACAAGAUGAGAUGAUUAAAGCACGGAAUUUUAAUGUAGUAUGCUUGACAGGGAAUGUGUUUGAGGUACGUGAUGACUUGAUCAAUGUUGUUAAUAUCGAAAAUUGGGAAUGCACGUGCCGAAGAUGGCAAGUCACUGGUUUGCCGUGCAUGCAUGCUCUUGCUGUAGUUGUACACAAUGAUCUACGCAUGUAUGAUUACUGCUGCAAAUAUUUCACAACUGAAUACUACCGUCUAACUUAUUCAUUAUCCAUCAAUCCAAUACCUGAUGUUGGUAGGCCUACAUGCACUGAUCCUUCUCACAGUACAAUUACAUGUCCUCGCACCCGUCGGCUAGCUGGCCGACCAAAAGAAAAGCCAGCUGACCCAAGGAUUGCAAUUAAAAGAGCAGUACGCUGCAGUCGGUGCAAAGGAUUUGGGCAUAAUAAACAAACUUGCAAGGCACUGGUUUAGAUAGAUCAUCCAUUUCUUUGAUCUAUAUCAGUUAGUUUGUGGGAAUGUACAUUGUGUAUUUGGAAAAGUAAUAUUCUGGGUUCAUAUGGGUGGAAAUUUUUUUUAGAAUUUUGUUGUUAGCAGAUUGGUGCGGACUCAGUGCCAGGGGUUUAUGAUCUUCUGAUUUUUGUAGCCAAUUAUAAUUUGGAGCCAAGAUACAUCAACAUCCUUCCAGCUUGUUGCUUAGUUUCUCUUUUAGUCUUAACCAUCUUCAUUUCUUUGACAUAAGCAGCAAGCAAUCAAGACUUGUUGCCUUUUUUUUGCACAGGUUGUUUAUUAU
Molecule: messenger RNA, 2841 nt
Organism: Elaeis guineensis (African oil palm)
Lineage: Eukaryota; Viridiplantae; Streptophyta; Magnoliopsida; Arecales; Arecaceae
Molecular function (GO): zinc ion binding; protein binding
Source: RefSeq, a predicted model, not a curated record